AUGAUUCGUGUCAUGUGUGAAGACUUUGCAUCGAGUCUGAGGUUAAUCAGGGAAGUUUCCCAGCAUGCCUCAGGGGUGGAAGUGUAUGAGGUGUAUGAAGGGGAGGAGUCUGUCCUGCUGCCCUGUCAGGUACCUGUCAAUGUUUCCAGUAGCUCCACAGCAGUGGUCUGGGACCGUGAUGAGUUCAAGAUCCCAACAGUCCACAUGCGUGUGCAGAGCGGAGAUGAUAUUCUGAAUGAUCAGAACCAUCGUUACACCAACCGAACAUCGAUGAAAGCCAACGCCCUGCAAAUUGGAGACCUCAGCCUCACCCUGAGGAACCCUACAGUCUCUGAUGGUGGGACCUACACCUGCAUCGUCCGCAAAUAUGGACAAGAUCAGAGCAAGGCCCAAGUGCAACUGAAGGUCAAAGAGCGUCCUCCGACCUGGCCCUGGGUCCUCUCUGGCAUCCUGGCUAUCUUGGCUCUCCUGGCUAGGAAGGGGAACCCCGACAUACCCGACACACAGAUGUGUGUCAUCUGUCAGGAGAAGCUAGCUAAUGUGAACAUGGCUAAAUGA
Molecule: messenger RNA, 558 nt
Organism: Neolamprologus brichardi
Lineage: Eukaryota; Metazoa; Chordata; Actinopteri; Cichliformes; Cichlidae
Source: RefSeq, a predicted model, not a curated record